Fusarium keratoplasticum is the source of this 2472-nucleotide messenger RNA. RefSeq lists its product as uncharacterized. NCBI's taxonomy places the organism in Eukaryota, Fungi, Ascomycota, Sordariomycetes, Hypocreales, Nectriaceae. The record is from RefSeq and is a predicted model, not a curated record. The transcript has 4 exons. Gene Ontology annotation, biological process: aromatic amino acid catabolic process; positive regulation of transcription by RNA polymerase II. Gene Ontology annotation, molecular function: DNA-binding transcription factor activity, RNA polymerase II-specific; zinc ion binding. The coding region runs from base 22 to 2472 and encodes 816 amino acids. Gene Ontology annotation, cellular component: nucleus.
CAGCUUCAGUUAAUUUUAACCAUGAGCUCCGCUUCUAUAAGCAACCUCAAUCGGAAGAGACCCGAAAUAAUCCCUCGACGCCCCUCAACCAGCCGUUUGCGCGACUAUACACGCAUCUUUAAGGCGUGUGACACGUGUAGAAAGAAGAAGACGAGGUGCAUAUUGGAUGCUCCCGAUGUACCAACGACAGCCUGCAGGAGGUGUAAGCGCGAGCGAAGAAAAUGCUCCUUCACACAAGAAUCAGCCUCACCAGACGCUGCCAUUAGAGAACGAUCGGAUCAAGCCGUCGCUGGCGAGAGCGAAACAGAUUGCCCGAUAAAUGAAGAUGAACAUGGUGGAGGUCUACCAGAGACCCUCCGCCAGCCUCUGUCUCUGACCUAUGGCGCAAACCGUACACCGUCAAUUACAACAGGAACCCAGCCGGACCAUCAACAGGGUCCUGAUCAAGGCCAUCUUCAACGCGAUCGAAUCCCAGAUUUCAAGUCGAUCGCGCCCAUCGCCGAUGGCGCGCCAGAAGAGGGCGAUGUGGCACAACAAAUCGCUCUUCGUGCCCCGAUAUCCAACGAUGGAGAUAUCAUGAGCUUGUUGCAACAGUUGUCAAGAAACCAGGAUAACACGCAGCGGUGGAAUGAGUGGGAGAGGCCAAGUUCGUCGCGUCCUCCACGCAUACGUCCCGCUUGUCCAAUAGCGUCAUCUGUUUGGGAGCCCUCGGAUCCGAGCAGCGACUCCCUCAAGCUGUGGAAUUCGUUCCGCUUUGUCCGUAUGGGUUGGCUGACCGCGCGUGAGGCCAUCUCAUACAUCGACUUGUUCUUCGAAAAUCUCUCUCCUUGGUCUCCCAUUCUCGACGACUUUUACCGUCACCAUGCUAAUCACUACUCCCUCAUCACCCAAGAACCAUUACUCUGCUGCACAAUUCUAAUGAUAGGGUCUCGAUUCUAUCCACUCCGAGGAACAAGCAGCUGGUCGAGAAGUGUUGCCUUGCAUGAUCGCCUCUGGGAGCAUUGCCAACACCUAGUAACAAGAAUCAUCUUCGGCCAGGAGAAAAAAUCCAAGGCGAAGACACGCACUUUUGGUUCGAUCCAGGCCCUCAUACUUAUGACCGAAUGGGCACCCAGAGCUGUCUACUUCCCCCCGAAAUCCGAUGGUUGGGACUCUGACCUCAUCUUCCAGCUGCCCGAUGAUCGUGACCAGCCGGGAGGUAAUGAAGCAGACGUGACCCAGGACAUCCACGGGAACUGGUUCCGAGAUAUCAUCUCCCCGGUACGAAUGAUUGAUCGUAUGUCCUGGAUGCUUCUCGGGUGUGCUGUCACUUUGGGUCACGAAAUCGGUAUCUUUGACGCAACCAAGGCCAAGCUGGCGGUUGCUGGGUUGAACUCGCCGGACGAACAGCAGAAACGCAUAUACAGUUAUACAUGGCUUCGGAAGGUCAUCUUCAUUGCGGACGAGCAGUUCUCCAGUCGACUGGGAUCUUCCUCGCUUGUUCCUUUGAGCCUGAAUUCAUCGGCUUUUGAACCUUUGUCAAAUCGCUCAGACCUCGAUGUUGAACAAAAACGUAGCUUUAUUGACAGCCAGCUAGCGCUUUCACGGCUGGCCAAGUCUAUCUCCAAUACUCUAUUCUCCUCGACAUGUGCGACAAGGGAGCUCAUCCAAAGCUACAAAUACGUCAGCAGCAUCGAGGACUUUCAGCAGCAGCUUCUGGCAUGGCGGCAGGCUUAUCUGUGUGAGCAAAGACUGUCUGAGCACACCUACGAGCUCCUUGCCAUCGAGUACCAGUACCACAACGUCUUUCUCAACAGUCUCGGUAUGCAAGCCAUCGCUGAUCGCUUGACGGACGCGGUCUCCAAGACCCAGGAAUCGAUCGACCGGCAAAGCCCAACUUGGAUUCAGACCUUUGCUACUACAGCCGAUCUUCAGUUCGUCAUGAGAGUCAUCGACGGUUGUGGGCAAAUUCUUCAAAGCAUCGUUCGCCUGGCCGAAAAGGAGAAGCUGCGAUACUGUCCCACACGUGUCACUAGGCGCGUGAUUGCAGCGUCUGUCUUUCUUCUCAAGGCCCUAGGACUAGGGGUUAAGCAAACACAAUUCGAGACCUCCCUGGACUUCUUGCAGGGUGGUAUCGAGGCGCUUCGGGGGAGUACCUGGGAUGACCUGGAGCUCGCAUCCCGGUAUGCUGCUGUCUUGGAAGUUCACGUAGAACGUUACAAGCACAACUUUGUCAAAACGACAUUCCAGCAAGGGACUGAGCAAAGCAUGACGGCGGGCUUGGAUAGACUUGUAACCAAUGAGGGCCAUGACCUUGACAUGGUCGAGAUGCAAGCAUUUCAAAAUCCAGAGGACUGGCUGUCUGUUCCGUGGGAUAUGUCCAUGGCCCCUUUUGGAGUCGCUACGGAUGAGUCUACUGGUAUGAUAGGUUUGGAUGAUGGAGACUGGAGCUUCCUGUGGAAUCUUCCCGUAAUUUCCGACCCAGAGGUUUAA